AUGGUGUUUGUAUGGUCACUUGUUUUGUCACUCCACUUUCUUUUUCUUUAUUCACUCUUGUCUUUCACAUUUACUUCAUCUUUUUCUUUAACUCACCCAAACUGUCGUCAAUAUGAAAGCCAUGCCUUGUUGCAAUUCAAGGAAGGCUUUAACAUCAAUAAGACUGCUUCUUAUAAUCCACUCAGUUAUCCUAAAACAGCAUCCUGGAAUGCAAGCACCGAUUGCUGCUCAUGGGAUGGCGUUAUAUGUGAUGACCACACAAAUUAUGUGAUUCACAUUGAUCUCAGUAGCAGCCAACUCUUUAGUACAAUGGAUGCAAAUAACACUCUCUUUCGCCUUGUACACCUUCAACAUCUUGAUCUUUCAGAUAACCACUUCAAUUACUCUCAAAUCCCAUCCGAGAUAGGUGAGCUCUCACAACUAAGAUAUCUAAACCUAUCUCACGCAACCUUUUUUGGAGAAAUUCCAUCUCAACUUUCACACUUGUCCAACUUGUUGUCACUUGAUUUAGGCUUUAAUCUUGGAACAAGUCCUUUAGGUUUAGCGGUUAAUUUCUUGCAACUCAAGUCGUCUAGCCUCAAAAGCAUAAUUCAUAACUCAACAAAACUUGAGUCUCUUCUACUUGAUUACGUGACAAUUUCAUCCUCUUUACCAGACAAACUCACAAACCUAACUUCCCUGAAAGCACUAUCUCUUUCCAAUUCUGAAUUGUAUGGUGAAUUUCCGGUUAGAAUAUUUCAUCUUCCAAACUUGAAAUUUCUGGAUUUGAGAUAUAAUCCAAAUCUCAUUGGUAGGUUGCCUGAGUUUCAGUCUAAUUCAGUACUCACCAAGUUAGCACUAGAUGAGACAGGUUUCUAUGGUACACUGCCUGUAUCCAUUGGAAAACUCAGUUCUUUAAAUAUUCUAUCAAUUCCAAGUUGUCAUUUUAUUGGGUACAUUCCUUCUUCCAUUGACAACCUCACCCAACUCAUACAGAUAAACCUUCAACAUAACAAGUUUAGGGGUGACCCUUCUUCAUCCCUGGCAAAUCUUACCAAACUAACUCUUUUGAAUGUUGGUUUCAAUGAAUUUACUUUUGAGACCAUCUCAUGGAUAGGUGAGGUCUCAUCAAUAAUUACAUUGGAUAUAUGCUCAGUCAAUAUUGGCAGUGACAUCCCGUCAUCUUUUGCAAAUCUCACGCAGCUAGAAACAUUAAAUGCAGAAAAUUGCAAUAUAAAGGGUGAAUUUCCAUCUUGGAUAAUGAACCUAACAAAUUUAGUGAACUUGUACCUACCUCAUAAUUUGUUGCAUGGAAAUCUAUUGCUUGACAUGUUUUGGAAGCUUAAAGAGCUAGAUAAUCUUAAUUUAUCAUUCAACAAACUGUCCUUGCACAGUGGAAAAAAUUCUUCCCAUAUGAAGGAUUCUCGAAUUCGAGUCAUAGAAUUGGGUUCAUGCAAUUUAUUAGAGGUACCAAUGUUUAUUAGAUAUUUAAGUGAUAUGACAUAUCUUGGCCUGUCAAACAACAAUAUAACUUUGCUACCUAGUUGGUUGUGGAGAAAAUCUAGUUUACAAAUCUUAGAUAUUUCCCACAAUUCAUUGACAGGAGAAAUAUCCCCAUUCAUAUGCAAUCUCAAAUCACUGAUCCACCUUAAGUUAUGGUCCAACAAUUUAAGCGGUAAUGUUCCCUCAUGUAUAGGGAACUUUAGUCAAUAUCUAGAAAUUCUCAUGUUUAAAGGGAACAAUUUGUCUGGUCUCAUUCCUCAAACAUACCUGAUGGGUAAUGUCCUUCAAAUGAUUGAUUUCAGCAACAACAAUGUUCAAGGUCAGUUGCCAAGAGAAUUAGUCAAAUGCGGAUGGCUAGAGUACUUUGAUAUUAGCCAUAACAAUAUCAAGGAUUCGUUUCCAUUCUGGCUGGGAGAUCUACCCGAAUUGAAAGUAUUGGGUUUAAGUGAGAAUCAAUUUCAUGGCGACAUAAGGUGCCCUGACAACAUGACAUGCACAUUUCCCAAGCUUCACAUCAUUGACCUUUCUCACAAUGAAUUCUCCGGCAUUUUCCCAUCAGGAAUGAUCCAGAGUUGGAAAGCAAUGAAAACUUCCGACACAAGUCAAUUACAGUACGAGCAAGGAGAAUAUUCGGGAAAAGGAAAUGUUUCUUAUUCGUUCACAAUGUCAAACAAAGGGAUGGUAUUGGUUUAUGAGAAGCUUCAAGAGUUUUAUAGUAUGAUAGCCAUUGACAUGUCAAGCAACAAAAUAAGUGGAGAGAUACCAAAAGUCAUAGGUGACUUGAAGGGUCUUGUUUUGCUCAACUUGUCAAAUAACAACCUUGUUGGCAGCAUUCCAUCUUCUUUAGGGAAACUUUCAAAACUCGAAGCACUUGACCUUUCUUUCAACACUCUCUCAGGGAAGAUUCCCCAACAGUUAACACAACUCACCUUUCUGGAGUUCUUUAAUGUCUCCCUCAAUAAUCUCACUGGAUCUAUACCACAAAAUGGGCAGUUUUCUACAUUCCAAAGCAAUUCAUUUGAGGGUAACAAAGGUCUGUGUGGUGAUCAAUUGUUGAACAAGUGUUUAGAUCAUGCAGGGCACUCAUAUUCUCCACCUUCAGCCUCUGAUGGUGAACACGAUUCAGAAUCUUUCAUUGAAAUUGAGUGGAAAGUAAGUCUGAUUGGGUAUGUAGGCGGUCUUAUUGCUGGAGUGGCAUUGGGAACCACUUACAGCCACAGGUUAUUAAGUGACACUGUAUUUUCUUUUCUUUUCUAG
Molecule: messenger RNA, 2739 nt
Organism: Vicia faba (fava bean)
Lineage: Eukaryota; Viridiplantae; Streptophyta; Magnoliopsida; Fabales; Fabaceae
Source: the annotation of a GenBank genome assembly